Symbiodinium necroappetens is the source of this 227-nucleotide messenger RNA. The record is from the annotation of a GenBank genome assembly. Lineage: Eukaryota; Dinophyceae; Suessiales; Symbiodiniaceae.
GUCUGGUGUCCUGUGGCAGCUGGCUGAGGCUGGCGUGGUGCAGGAUAUCGAGUACAUCGCUGCUGUCUCUGGGGGUGGCUACCUGCUCAGUGCCUUCGCGAGCCACAUCGUUACUCAAGAAAGUCCGACAUCUCCCGAUGAGGUCGAUUCUUGGUACAAGCAAGUGGUGGCAAAGACGAUUGUGCGGCUUCAGAGGAACGCUGGGAACUUCGUCCGCGACUGCUUCC